Messenger RNA from Uranotaenia lowii, 2198 nucleotides. Its product is annotated as esterase B1-like. The transcript has 4 exons. The record is from RefSeq and is a predicted model, not a curated record. NCBI's taxonomy places the organism in Eukaryota, Metazoa, Arthropoda, Insecta, Diptera, Culicidae. The coding region runs from base 257 to 1996 and encodes 579 amino acids.
CCUCGUAUCGUUGGGCGGUUUAUGAUUGAGGUGGUAUAGUGGCAAUUUUUAUGAGCAAAAUGGAACAGUAAUUUAUGCUCCUGACCUGAUUGAUUAGGUUAUCGAUAAAAAGUGCGUGAAAGUUUCAAGUUUAGUAUUUAUUGAAUUUAUCUGUCGAACAGUGAGUGCUUUCGGUGUUAUCAACGAGUGUUUGUAGCUUAUUGAACCGGUGCUCCAGAGUUCGUACCAAUAUUUAUGUUUUCAUCAUUCACAAGUUAUGUUUCACACAUCACAAGCACUCGGGUGCAUUUUGCAACGUCACGCUGCACUUGUUUCUAAUCUGAGACUGAUGAGUGCACUGUCCCGUAUCAAUGUUAAAAUCGCCCAGGGCACCGUUUCCGGGGUUAAGGAAAAACUUCCCAAUGGGGAGGAUUCGUUUGCGUUUCGGGGAAUCCCAUACGCAAAACCGCCAACGGGAGCCUUGCGUUUCAAGGCCCCGCAACCCUUGGAAAAGUUUGAAUAUCCAAUUUUGGACUGCAGCACCGAGCGGGACACAUGCUUCAGUCGCAACUCGUUUACCCAGGAAAUCGAAGGUUCCGAAAACUGUCUCUUUUUGAAUGUGUACUCGCCGCGGGUGAACAACGAUGUUGAAUCCAAGCCUCUUCCGGUGAUGGUGUUCAUUCAUGGGGGCGCUUUCAUGUUUGGCAGUGGUAACAGCGAUUGUUACUCCCCGGAAUAUCUGGUCCAGGAGGGCGUAGUUGCCGUCACCUGUAACUAUCGACUUAGUUCCCUAGGGUUCCUGCACCUACCGAGCCAAGGCAUCGAAGGGAAUGCCGGCCUAAAAGAUCAACAACUGGUGCUGAAAUGGGUACAGAAAAAUAUUUCAAACUUCGGUGGCGAUCCCAAAAACGUGACACUUUUUGGCGAGAGUGCCGGUGCUGCCUCGGUUCAUUUACACAUGCUUUCGCCAAGCUCUCGACAAUACUUCCACAAAGCAAUAUGUCAAAGCGGAAACAGUAUUAUGGAAUGGGUAUUGCAGCUUCACUCCAUAGAAAAAGCUAAGACUUUAGCCAAACUGGUUGGAUGUAAGGGAACAUCCGAUGAAGAACUGUUCGAAGCCUUGAUGACGGCACCGACCGCUAGCCUCGUAGGUCUAGUUCUGGGAACUUUCACUCCGGAUGAGCGUAUCCGAGGGCUACCGAUGCCGUUUAAACCGGUUGUAGAAGAACCAAACGCAGAAAACGCAAUAGUAACUCAACCACCGAUAGAAUCCCUCAAACAACCAAACUCAUUAGGAAGCAUGCCCCUAAUGAUGGGAAACAAUAAUCGAGAGGGCACUAUAAUGCUUCUAGAUGCAAAGAAAAAACUUGAACUGUACGACAACGACAUGGCCCGUUUAAUUCCACGUACGGUGAACGUCAAUCCGGGAACCAAAACCAGCACCGAACUUGGUGAAGAAAUAAAAAAGUUCUACUUCGGUGACAAAAACGUAAGCAAACAUACGCUACCGCAGUUUGCCGAUCUGAUGACCGACUAUCAUUUCGGUAUUUUGGCUAAUACAUGCGCCGAGCUGCAUUCCAGAUAUCAGCACCAGUCGCCGCUGUACUAUUACAAUUUCAGCUUCGAUGGAGAUUUGAACAUGUACAAAAAGCUGUUGCAGCUGGAUGUUCCUGGGGCGUGUCACGCGGAUGAGCUUUCGUACCAAUUUCUAAUGCGUAUGGCCCCGGUCGACGUGGAACCGGAUUCACCGGAGGCGCGGGUUCGUGGCUACAUGUGCCGCAUGUGGACCAACUUUGCCAAGCACGGUAAUCCUACGCCACCGGAGGACACGAGUCUACCCUUCCGGUGGGACCCGGUGAAUAAACUGGAACCGGACUCUAGGGAAGAAUUCCAGCUGCAAUGUUUGGACAUCAGCGAGGCGCCCAAAAUGAUCACCAACCCGGACAAACAACGGAUGGACUUCUGGAGGGGAAUCUACAAACGUUACAACGAAAGUUUCCUGAAGCCUAAAUUGUAAAAAUCAAUUUUUUGUGUGAGCGAUGCAUAAAAUUUGAACCUAAUCAUUGAUAUUAAAGCAUACAAAACGUUUUAUAUUGAGGUACAUUUUUUUAGGCUUUGUUAAUGAGAACAAAUUUUAAAAGUCAGAAAACGAGGUAAUUGUUCGGUGAUUUUGUGGUUUUUGUAUUCUUUUAAAAGUAAAUAUACACUUUACAACUUAA